Molecule: messenger RNA, 246 nt
Organism: Sporothrix brasiliensis 5110
Lineage: Eukaryota; Fungi; Ascomycota; Sordariomycetes; Ophiostomatales; Ophiostomataceae
Exons: 2
Coding region: 1-246 (81 amino acids)
Source: RefSeq, a predicted model, not a curated record
AUGGACAUCAACGCGGGACCGCUGGUGGACGACUCGCUCGAUCCACCGGCGCGCAUGUUCGAUCGUCUCCGCCAGAUUGCUGGAUACACCUGGGAUGAGACGCAGCGGCCGCUACACACGAGCUACGACAACUGUCCACCCCAGCCAUGUCUCGAGCCCUUCACCUAUCGGCCGCUUGGUCUCAAACCGGACACCCCCAGCAGACGGCUCUGUCUUCUCCCCAACGGCGACCGACGUGGCGAGUGA